GUGAUUUUAUUUUAUACCUACGUGAUUUUACCGAAAGAACCAAAGAGUAUAGUAUUCUUAUUGUCCAUAUGUACUGUGUACAUUAAUGCAUCUUAUGAAAUGUAAUUUCACCCGAAAACGCAUUUGCCCCUAGUGGCAGCCUGGUUCUGGUAUCAGAAGAAUUUGGGUUUCUUAAACGUUGGGUAUUUGGAUGUUUCAGUCGUAAAAAUUUACCCAGCAUCCCUGUGAUGGUGGAACAGCGUUUGAAAGAGCAACCACGACGCUCUCUACAGCAUGGUUUGUUUUCAUAGUAGAUGCAAAUUAAAUGUAAUGUGAAAAAGUCUUAAUGGAUAAAAUGAGCAUGCACGUAUAAUUAUCUUCAAAGGACAUGAAGCAGCUGACGUGAAUCCAGCCCAACUGGUUUCGCCUGUGCUCGGUACGGAACAGUCGGCUGAUGAAAGACUACCAUGCUGCUCCUCGGCACAAAACGAGCAGCACUGGCACACAGACAAAAACCACGCCGUGUCUUGUCAUGAGGGCAGCCUUUAGCGUAUGCUGGAUGCGUAUAUAUUUUUUUAACGACGAAACUUCAUUGACAGCAUGAUACGUAAUGUGGUCGGUGGCUCAAGGGGCCGGCCCGUGCAGCCACGUGUGUCGCGGUGUACGAGGCGACGCUCUUCGCAUGCGGUGCCGCCGCCCUGCCGUGCCGGGCCACCCAUUGGGGCCGCUACCCGUGGCACUUCGCGGUGCAUGGUUGGGGGCGAUAACAAUGCGCGUCAUUGGCUGUUGAUGCUCCUCCCUUGGCUCGUCUCCUGUCCCACUUGACGAGCUCCACUGAGGGCCGUCUCACAGCUGAGUGUGAGCUGGGAGCCACUGUUGGAUCAGCGCCGUCUCACGGCUGAGUGUGAGCUGGGAGCCACUGUGGGAUCAGCGCUGCGACAGUCGCCGAGGAACCAGACGUGCAGCCGCCCUACUGCAGACCGAUCAUGGAUGUGGGCGCUUACCUGGAGCGGAUCUGCUUCGUGGGCAGCACAGUCCCUAGCGCGGCCUCGCUCCGCGCCCUCCACCGUGCCCACGUGCUGUCCGUGCCGUUCGAGACACUCAGCAUCCACUGUGGGGAGUCCAUAACCUUGGACCUGGAGAAGAUCUACCACAAGAUUGUGAAGGAACGACGAGGAGGCUUCUGCUACGAGAACAACGGCCUCUUCUCCUGGCUGCUGCGGCAGUUGGGAUUCCAGGUGACCCUGUGUUCAGCUCGUGUGCUGAGCCCCUUCACUCACAGGUACGGGCCUCCUUUUCAACAUCUCAUGAUCCUCGUGACACUGGGUGCAACGGACGGCCAGAAAUGUCCAUCGGCGCUUCCUUCAGGGGAGCGACAGCUCGAGAGGUUCGUGGUGGAUGUUGGCUUUGGGAACGGCAUGCGGGAGCCUUUGGAGAUGGAGAGUGGACGGGAGAGCGUGCAGGAGUCUGGGACGUACCGGCUGCGCAACGACUGCCCUGCCGGCUGGUGGAGCCUGGAGGAGGCCUCGGUGGAGGAGGCCGGCGGUGAUGGGAUCCAAUUGAAAGAUGUAGAACUACAGCCACCUCGUGUGGAGGAAGACGAACGUUGGACGGUGCUUUACAAGUUCACAACAACCGCACGUGGAUUUCUGGAAUUCUCAGAUAUGUGCCAGUACAACCAGACGUCACCGAGCUCCAUGCCUGCGUCUAAAUCUCUGUGCACCCUUCACACGCCUCAAGGUCGGGUCACCUACAUGGGCCAACGUCUCACCAGCACCACCGUCAAGCCGGCGCGGGACCAUCGAGUCUGCAGGAAGAGCAAAGCCGUCCGUGAGCUUUCCGAUGAAGAGAUCCCCAUCGUGUUGAGGGACGUCUUUGGAGUCGUUCUCAAAAAUACAUUGGUGCCAAAAGAUCGUGCCAUUGUACCUGAAGAGUGCGAUCAGUUUUAAUGUUUUAGAAUUGUAACACGGGAAGGCCAACGUGCACCUGGUGUUACUGUGCAUCAUUCAUGCAUGCACGCGCGCACGCGCGCAAACACACAAAGACACUAUAAGUGAGCACCCACCAAGGCAUCCAUAAGCACACGUUCUAUGGAGCAUGGCGAGACCAGCAUGGUCUAUAUACGGAGUGGUGGGGCUGGUUGUUGGGGUGCCACGGUAGCGCGAUGUUAACUAUCUCGCCUGGUAUGCAGGAGGUGGUCGGUUCGAUCCCCACCCUGAUGCCUGCUGUGUAUUUGAAGUUUGCAUGUUCUCCCCGUGGUCACGUGGAUUUUUCUCAGGAUCCUCCGGUUUUAAAGAUGCAUUUAGAGUCAUUUGCUGGUAUAAAUUUCCACACAUAAGCCAUUUAAUUGAGCUAUCGGUUGUGGCCAGAUCGCUUCUGAAAAGAGCUAUAUAGCUGAGUGGGCCUUACCUGGUAAAAGUUUAGUUUAACUUAUAAUAUAAGUCCUAUGAGGAUACGUUCCCAACCUUCGUAAAUUACCAUCUCAUACUAUAAACACUUAUUAAACUACAGUGCAUAUUGUAAAAAAAGACAAUUUAUAUUUAAAAUUGUAAAAAUAGCACGGCGUGUGCUAGGGGCACGGGGUGGGCUGCGGGGCCGGCUGCAGCGCACGUGGAGUUUAGGUGCAAGCGGUGAGAACGCCGGGAGACGGUGGGGCCCACCGUUCAGUCUCCAGCACCAGCGAGGGGGUUCACUCAGCUCGUCACCACCCCAUCUGCUGUUAACACAACAGGCAGUGGUACUGUCAGCAUGGGGAUCCACAGUGGGAUUCACGCGGGGAGGAACCAACGUGGAGUGAUUCCGUCAUUCGUCUUCCUAAUUUGGCGAACACGCAACACUCAUGCACACGUGGCUGUCAGAUCUACGGUAGGCUGAUGAAUUUGCUCCAGUCACGGGCAGUGAUUUGUCGAUGCAAUGACAGUGGUUCAGUGACAACAUCGGCUUCCCGAGAGGCAACCCCUCUUCGGAAAUAAA
Petromyzon marinus (sea lamprey) is the source of this 2952-nucleotide messenger RNA. RefSeq names its product arylamine N-acetyltransferase 2-like. The record is from RefSeq and is a predicted model, not a curated record. NCBI's taxonomy places the organism in Eukaryota, Metazoa, Chordata, Hyperoartia, Petromyzontiformes, Petromyzontidae. Gene Ontology annotation, molecular function: arylamine N-acetyltransferase activity.